AUCACAUCUUCCAUCUCAGUGUGAUUCGUGGUUGGUGGCAUCACGAUUAACGGUCUACAAUCAUAUAUUUUUGCAGCAUGAUGACCGUCGCGGAAGUAAAUCGGAAAGAAUGGUCGAGCAAUCGUCAUCUGUCGAUCAGCAAUCAGCAUUUGUCAACAUUCCUCAUUAGCCGUUCAAGCGGCGCUACGAUGCAACUUACCGUGUUUGCCAACGAUGGCGAUCAGACCUACUACCUCGAGGUCGACGCAUCCAUGCAUCUCGAAGAUCUCGUUGCAUUGAUCAGUGCAGAGUCUGGUGAACCACCCGAGCAAAUCACAUUGCUCUACAACGGCCAGCGACUUGCUGAUCCGAAAAAGGACCUCUCGAGCUAUGGUCUCACUAGCAACGAAGAGAUCGUACAGAUGCAGAGUUCGAAUAGCUCCUCGGUUCCCUCUUCGACCAGCCCGCAAGCAUCCGGCUCUGGCGGAGUCGCAAACGACAUGGAACGAAUGAGGCUGACUCUGCUUGGGAAUCCCGAAAUGAUGGCCGAGCUGCGAAGGGCAAGUCGCACGAGGUGUUUCUCGCGCCAACGCCAUGGACUGACCUGAUUCACCUUCGCUCGACAGGUCAACCCUGGCAUGGCGCAAGCCGUCACGUCUUCGCCAGAACAAUUCGCUCGAGCCAUGCAGCAAGGGAUGGGGGGCAGGAGCGAGGCCGAGAUGGAAAAGCA
Molecule: messenger RNA, 709 nt
Organism: Filobasidium floriforme
Lineage: Eukaryota; Fungi; Basidiomycota; Tremellomycetes; Filobasidiales; Filobasidiaceae
Exons: 4
Coding region: 78-587 (169 amino acids)
Molecular function (GO): protein binding
Source: RefSeq, a predicted model, not a curated record